CGGGAAGGCCGCCUCUGGGUUUAAGACGUUGGGCAAAGCGGGCAAGCGGCGGAGCUGCGCGCGUCCUCCUGGCUCGCCUGGGCGCACCGACGGCUCUCGGGAAGCGCCGCCUGUGGAUCUAAGCGCGCCUCUGCUGUGCUGCACCGGGGGUUCUUCAUGCCCGGCCAGGGGGGCCUCCUUGGGAAUAUACCGCGGAUCGGCCCGCCUACCGCUGCCCAGGCUCAUGCGGGGGGCCCCGUCGGGAGCAGGGAGGGCGGCGGAGAGACCGCUUGGCCCUGAGCCUUCCUCGGGAGCGGCGGCGGCGACAGGACCCGGGGAGCUGCGGUCGCCGCCGGCGCUGUCGCGCUUGGAGUGCCCCGAGGUGCCGCCUCCAGCCCAAGGAGCUCGGGCUGGCCCCCUCGCCGGGCUCCCCGAUGAGCUGCUUGAAAGAGCCGCUGAGCCUGGAGCGCCUGGGAGCCGGGAGUAAGCUGUGCUCCACCUCCCCGUCGUCGUCGUCGUCCUCCGCCUCUUCGUCCUCCUCCUCCUCCUGCCACUACCACCACCACCAGCCGCCACCGCCGGCCCUGGUCAUGGCUUCAGCCCUGACCCCCGGACAGCCCAGAUCGGCCUUGGAGUCCGCCAAGCACCGGCUGGAGGUGCACACCAUCUCUGACACCUCCAGCCCAGAGGCCGCAGAGAAAGACAAGAGCCAGCCGAGCAAGAGCGACGACGCGGGGCCCGAGGAUCCGUCCAAGAAGAAGCGGCAGCGGCGGCAGCGGACCCAUUUCACCAGCCAGCAGCUGCAGGAGCUGGAAGCCACUUUCCAGCGGAACCGCUACCCGGACAUGUCGACCCGCGAGGAGAUCGCCGUCUGGACCAACCUCACCGAGGCCAGAGUCAGGGUUUGGUUCAAGAACCGUCGGGCCAAGUGGCGGAAGCGGGAGCGGAACCAGCAAGCGGAGCUGUGCAAGAACGGCUUCGGGCCGCAGUUCAACGGCCUCAUGCAGCCCUACGACGACAUGUACCCGGGCUACUCGUACAACAACUGGGCGGCCAAGGGCCUCACCUCGGCGUCGCUGUCCACCAAGAGCUUCCCCUUCCUGAACCCGCUGUCGUCGCAGAGCAUGUUCUCGCCGCCCAACUCCAUCUCCUCCAUGAGCAUGUCUUCCAGCAUGGUGCCCUCGGCCGUCACCGGCGUGCCGGGCUCCAGCCUCAACGGCCUCAACAACUUGAACAACCUGAGCAACCCCUCCCUCAACUCGGCCGUGCCCACGUCCGCCUGCCCCUACGCCCCGCCGACCCCUCCUUACGUUUACCGGGACACGUGUAACUCCAGCCUGGCCAGCCUGAGACUCAAGGCCAAGCAGCACUCCAGCUUUGGCUACGCCAGCGUCCAGAACCCGGCCUCCAACCUGAGCGCCUGCCAGUACGCCAUGGACAGGCCCGUGUGAGCCCGGCCCCCGGCCCCCUUCGGCCACUGGCACGCCCGGGCCGCCCCCCGCCCCCCUUGGAAAGGCACCCCGGGAGAGGAGGCUGCCCGGCUGCCUCCGGCCAAGGACUGAACGCUGCUCCAGCCGACCCUCGACGGCACCGCUGAGCAACACACUUAGGCGCGCGCGCACCGCCGCCGCUGGGAAUUGGAGACCCCCCUCCCUCUCUCUCUCUCUCUCUCUCUCUCUCUCUAAACAAGGAAUCGAAGGGGGAGGGGAGGACGAGGGAAAGCGCUGCAAAGACACCCCCACCCCAUUUUUGUUUUGCAAUGGCUCUUCUCCGACUCCGGCUCCUUUUCACUUAAAAAGAAAGAAAAAAGAAAAGGAAAAAAAAGUCUCCUCCAACGGCUACAAGGACAUCUAUUAUAAAUAUAUAUAAAACACGGACAAACGUUUGACUGGAUAUGAUAUGACAUUUUAAUGUUCCUAUAAGCUUGUUAUUUUUUAUGUUUAGCAUUGUUAACAUUCAAAGGAAAAAAAUGUCGGGAAAGGAUGUAUAUAUAUAUCGAAAUGUCAAAUUAAUUUUAUAAAAGCAAGUUGUUAGUAAUAUCUCCACAGUGUUUUUAAAAGGGGGCAGGGGAGGGGAGUUAGGCUUUAAAAUAAAGCAUGUUACGCAAGAGAUUAGGGAUUUUUUGUUGGUUUUUUUCCGCUUGCGAGCAAGGGAAUGUAUAUACUAAAUGCGACACUGUAUGUUUCUAACAUAUUAUUAUUAAUUAUUAUUAUUAUUAAAGAAAGACCCAUUGUGUGAAUAUCGGUUUUAGAAUAGUAGCUCUGGUGGAUGCAAUGUUGCCUCUGAAAACUGCAAAUGUAAAACAUACCCAUUUGUAUAACAUUAUUGUUUUCCUUUUCAGCCGACAUUGGAAAAAAAAUGUGUUUUCUUUCAUGGGAGUAAACUAUACCGCAUA
This is a messenger RNA of Sphaerodactylus townsendi, 2374 nucleotides long. RefSeq names its product paired like homeodomain 2 (gene PITX2). Bases 414 to 1430 code for a protein of 338 amino acids. Gene Ontology annotation, cellular component: nucleus. NCBI's taxonomy places the organism in Eukaryota, Metazoa, Chordata, Lepidosauria, Squamata, Sphaerodactylidae. Gene Ontology annotation, molecular function: RNA polymerase II cis-regulatory region sequence-specific DNA binding; DNA-binding transcription factor activity, RNA polymerase II-specific. The record is from RefSeq and is a predicted model, not a curated record. Gene Ontology annotation, biological process: anatomical structure morphogenesis; regulation of transcription by RNA polymerase II. The transcript is spliced from 3 exons.